AUGACAAUGGUUAUUAUCCAAAAAGGAGAUGUAUGGAAUGAGAUAGAAAGAUGGAUACGAAAAGGAUUAGAACGAGAAAGUAUUGAGAAAACAGUUAAAAAAUUCACAAAACAAAUGUAUGAAAUGGAUAUAAAGAAAACAAUGAAUAUUGGAGUUAAAUAUUUUGCAAGUUGUGGAUUAUAUUGUUUAGUUCAACCAAACACACCAUAUGAAAUCAUUUAUGAGUAUGGAAGAAUAAUGAUGAAUGAAGCAAAUCCAAUCAUUCAAAGAAAUAUGAGAUGUAUUGUUAUGAAAGUGAUUGAGAGUUGUUAUGAAAUGAAGAAAGACACCACAGAAAUACGACAAAUCAUCGAUAGAAAAACAUGUGAUAUGGAUAAAGUUAUUGAACUGGCAUUGAAAUAUAAAGAUGAAAGAACAAUAUUGAUGAUUAGAAGAAAGAAAGGAGAAAUUAAAGAAUGUUUUAGAAAUCUUCAAAGCAGAAGUAUCACAUGUUUAAAUGAAAUAGACAAACAAAAUCAAAAUCAAAAGAAGAAG
Entamoeba dispar SAW760 is the source of this 534-nucleotide messenger RNA. RefSeq lists its product as uncharacterized. The transcript has a single exon. Lineage: Eukaryota; Evosea; Mastigamoebida; Endamoebidae. The record is from RefSeq and is a predicted model, not a curated record. The annotation marks the transcript as partial.